AUGGAAACCCGGUUCUCAGGCCAACAUGAACACGAAACGUCUAUGGCGGAUCCUGCCGUCAAUUCGAUAAUCAGAUCGACAUACGAACCUUUAGUGUAUCCUUCGACCGAUUCGAUCUUUACGGCGCUCGGCAACGAAUACUCGGGCGAAAUGAAUGGAAACUUGGAUAUGACGGACCCCCAGCUUAGUGUCCCUCAAGAAAUCAUCGACGCAAACCAGCCUCUAUAG
This is a messenger RNA of Penicillium paradoxum, 228 nucleotides long. RefSeq lists its product as uncharacterized. NCBI's taxonomy places the organism in Eukaryota, Fungi, Ascomycota, Eurotiomycetes, Eurotiales, Aspergillaceae. The transcript has a single exon. The record is from RefSeq and is a predicted model, not a curated record. The coding region runs from base 1 to 228 and encodes 75 amino acids.